UGGUCGCUGCCCCCCAGCACGGCCCGCGCUUCCUUCUCCAGCUCCUCGUUCUCCGCCAGCACUUCCGCCAGGGACACCACGGGUUCCUCCGCGCCGCUCCCGCCGCUCCCCGGCUCGGCGCCCUCCGGAGCCGCCGCCUCCAUCGCCGGGACGCGAAGGCCGAGGAGCGCGAACCGAGGCGGGAAACACGGGGCCAAGGAGGCGCCAGGGGGCGCCACAGCGGAAGCGGAAUCGCGCGCGCCCCACGUGACCGUGGGCGGCGUGUCACCGCGGGGCGGGGCGGCCCGCGCGGCCGGCACGUGACCGGCGGGGCGGGCACAUGAGCGGCGGGCGGUGAUGGCGGACCUGGUGGCCGAGACGGAGCCGGGCCCGGGCCCGGGCCGGGAGCUGGUGGCGGAGCUGCGGGGCCGCGACGGGCGGACGCGGACGGUGCGGGUGCCGUACCCGGCGGCGGAGGAGGGCGAGGCCGCCCAGCUGCGCGGGCUGCGAGGGGCCCUGAGCGAGCUGCAGGAGCGGGUGGUGGAGCUGCUGGCGCCGCUGGUGCAGGAGGAGCGGGCGGCAGCGGGCGGCGCGCGGCGCGGUGGUGGCGGGGAUGAUGACGACGACUACGAUGAUGACGAGGAGGAGGAUGCAGGCGAAGACGAAAACAACGUGGACGCGGCGGCGAGCGGCGAUGACCCUCCCGUGAAGCGGACGAAGGUGCAGCAGCCGUGAGGGCGGCGCUGGAGGCCGGGCCUGCGCCUGGACAGGCUGUACCGACUGUAAGUGUCCCGGGCCCGCUGCACGGACUGGCUCCUGCGGCGCUGCUGCUCCUGUUCAAAUGCGAAACUGUUUUAAUACGGAAGCCUUUCCGAAAGGAUGCGCCUGGGUGUGAGCAGCGUGUUGUUUACAGGGUGCCAGUGUUAUGCUGGCACCAGUUUUUUGGUAAAUUAGUUGGCAAGUAUAGACUUCUCUCGCAAAUCUUCUGAUUGGUAUGUUUUUUAAUAACUUAUUCUGAGUCACAGUAUUUCUUCAUGUGACACCACUUUUAAAAUAAAGCAGUAAAACUUCAAAAGAGUUAUUUUGUCAAACAUGAUCUUUAAAAGUACAAGACAGCUUGUGUUUGUAUGCAGAAAAAGCAAUAUAAGACCACUAUAAGUAUCAAAAUUAACAAGCAUGUAUAAGACUGGGCCCCUUCUGUACAGUCUUACAGUGGAGGAUUAUUUUUGCCUAUCAUCGACAAGGUUUAGUCACCUGUCAGCCAAGAAGCUUCUGUAAACAGGUAUAAAACACUCUUGAUAGUGACUCCAUAGAGCCUUAACCCUAAGAGUGUUCUGUAGCAGAAUUUAAUUGCCUGAAUGAAUACUAUGAAAAGCAUUUUGGGUGGUUAUUUUCAUUUUCUUGUGUUGUCCUGGCACAGUUUGUUUGUAUAUUAUGGAAACUGAGCAAAUCUUGAGACUUAGAUAUGUAGGACAAAGUGUGGAAAUAAAUGAACUUUUAUGAGGACAAAA
This is a messenger RNA of Pyrgilauda ruficollis (rufous-necked snowfinch), 1490 nucleotides long. RefSeq lists its product as uncharacterized. The coding region runs from base 337 to 714 and encodes 125 amino acids. The record is from RefSeq and is a predicted model, not a curated record. Lineage: Eukaryota; Metazoa; Chordata; Aves; Passeriformes; Passeridae. The transcript is spliced from 2 exons. Gene Ontology annotation, cellular component: EKC/KEOPS complex.